Molecule: messenger RNA, 427 nt
Organism: Corapipo altera (White-ruffed manakin)
Lineage: Eukaryota; Metazoa; Chordata; Aves; Passeriformes; Pipridae
Product: methanethiol oxidase-like
Exons: 2
Molecular function (GO): selenium binding
Source: RefSeq, a predicted model, not a curated record
UGUCUCCCAACAGUAAUUUUUGGGGUUUUGUGCCAGGGAGUUUUAUCCUGCUGGACGGAGAGACCUUCGAGGUGAAAGGAAACUGGGAAAAGGGGGAAAAGGUCCCUUCCCUGGGCUACGACUUCUGGUACCAACCCCGGCACAACGUCCUGCUGAGCACGGAGUGGGGAGUCCCAAAGGCCCUGAGGGAUGGAUUCGACCCCGCUGACGUGGAGAAAGGGCUCUACGGGCGCCACAUCAACGUGUGGGACUGGAGCACCCACAGGCUGCUCCAGGCCCUGGAUUUAGGGAAGGGCUCCAUCCCUCUGGAAAUCCGGUUCCUGCACGAGCCGGCGGCGGGCGAGGGGUUCGUGGGCUGUGCCCUGAGCGGGGCCGUGCAUCGCUUCCACAGGACACAGGUGGGAGCUCUGCAUUCCACAGGGAUGGG